Messenger RNA from Tuber melanosporum (Perigord truffle), 1916 nucleotides. RefSeq lists its product as uncharacterized. Bases 108 to 1838 code for a protein of 576 amino acids. Lineage: Eukaryota; Fungi; Ascomycota; Pezizomycetes; Pezizales; Tuberaceae. The transcript has 3 exons. The record is from RefSeq and is a predicted model, not a curated record. Gene Ontology annotation, molecular function: 2-(3-amino-3-carboxypropyl)histidine synthase activity. Gene Ontology annotation, biological process: protein histidyl modification to diphthamide.
GUUACAGAGCAAUACUGAAAAGUUCAACUCCGCCUAUCAUACCGGUAUUUAGCACUGUCUACCUUCAUCACACAAGCCACACUGGCCUUCAAACAACUAUAUUCCCUAUGGCAGCCCUAUCCAGCGGUCUCCCGCUGUACACUCCCGACACACAAAUCCUCGAAUCUGCAAACGUUGAGAAACCCGCAAACCUCUGGACCCACCGAGACCUCGAUGAAGUGGCUUUCAAAGAGCUAUAUGAGAUUGACCGGACGGUGGAGGGGAUUAUAGCUCGUGGGUAUACAAGAGUUGCAUUACAGUUCCCGGAUGAGCUCUUGGGGGAUAGUACGAGGGUUUAUGAGCUCGUUUUGGAGGGUAUAAGCAUGGAGAAUGGGCAAGAGCCUCGGACAGGAACUACAGAGAACGGGGAUAGGCCGGGGAGCGGAGGAGCAAAGUUCAAAGGGGAAGGAAAUUGCGCUACAGAUUCACUAACGAAACCAAUACACAAUGAGGAAACAGCAACGCCCGAAGCACCAGCCUUCAUCCUGGCCGACACCUCGUACUCCGCCUGCUGCAUCGAUGAAAUCGCCGCAGAACACUGUGGCGCCGAUGUCCUUGUGCACUACGGCCGUUCUUGCCUCUCACCCACCACCCGUCUGCCGGUAAUCUACGUCUUCACCUCAAACCCUCUCGACCUGACCUAUGCCGCCAGCACUUUCUGCACUACAUUCUCGGACAAAUCACAAAAGGUGAUCAUAAUGGCGGAUGUUACAUAUUCUUCUCAUGUCGCGCCUUUACACAAGAUUCUGCAGGGAAUGGGGUACGCCAAUGUUUAUCCAACAGAAGUGAUACACGACCCAUCAGCUCAAAUCCCCAACAGGAGUUUUCCCCCAGACUUCUCAUCAUACUCCUUAUUUCACAUCUCCCCCCCACUUCCCUCCCUCCUCCUAGUCCUAAACUCCCGUGUCCACUCAAUCCACACAUAUGACACAACCACCACUCCACCAACCUGCAACCGGGAAACCACCUCCGUCCUCCUCCGCCGGCGAUACGCCCUCCUCUCCCAUGCCCGCAGCGCAAAUGUAAUAGGAAUUCUAGUCAACACCCUAAACGUAAAGAACUACCUCCCAGUGAUAUCAAUGCUGAAACGGCAGAUCCGGGACUCCGGAAGGAAGAGCUACUUAGUUGUCGUUGGUAAGAUCAGCGUCGAGAAGCUGGCGAAUUUCGCCGAAGUAGAGGUUUGGGUAGGUGUAGGCUGCUGGGAGCAGGGGAUUGUGGGGGGGGGUGCAGAAGGGAGCGGAAAGGGGUUUUUCAGGGGUGUGGUGACCCCGUUUGAGAUCGGAAUUGCACUUAGCGGGAAGGACGGGUGGGAAUGGACGGGUCUCUGGGUGUCUGAUUUCGAAAGUUUGCUUAAGAUGGAUGGGGAUGCGAAGCUUGCGGCUGCUGCCAGCGGCAAAGAGGCAGCCGGUGGUGAAGAUGGUGGGGAGAAGGAAGCAGACGACGAGGAAGACGAACCCCCAGAAUUCGACCUACGCACCGGCCGAUACGUAACCAAACCCCGCCACAUACCCCGAAAACCUCACUCCAUAAAGCACUCUCAAGAUCCCUCCACCCCCUCAUCUGCAUUAAUACACACCUCGAAUUCGUCAAAACAAUUAAGCGGUGCCGUUGGAGGGGUAGUUUCUCCGGCUGCGCAGUUCUUGAAAGAUAAGCGCUCAUGGAGAGGCCUAGACAGUGAUAUCCUUAUUAAGUAUGAGGAGGAUGAGAAUGGGAAUGAUGGAUUCGGAGCUGCAGUAGAGGCUGGUAGGAGUGGGGUUGCGAGAGGGUAUACUGUUGACGGGGAGGGGGAGAGACGGUGACAUUCUGUAGGUAGGUGGUGGGUCGGAUGUAUGUGUGGGGCCUUCGAUGUCAAUUGGGAUUGGAGAAUCGGGCGUUGA